UUUCCCCCAUCCGAGGGGACUUCUUAAUCCGUUGCGCGAAAGCGCUCUGAGGCACGCUCCCUGACCCGAAACAUGCCGCGUAAACCGUCGUCCCGAAUCGGCAUAGUUUGCAAAAACCACGACGUGGUGCGAGUUGUGUUUGGUGAAGACUUGAGGCGUCUCUGCGCUCCUUUCCUUCUCUGUGAGAUAAGACAGCAUGAAAAGGACUCAGUCGGCAGAAUGGAAUUUGAAGAUCUUGUGAAAGAGUUAGAGGAUGAAAAACUUGAGCAUUCUAAAACUAAAGCUUCACUCUCAAAGGAGUCUGAAAAGCUGCAAUUUGCACUCGGCGAAAUAGAGGUUCUAAUGAAGCAACUGGAAAGGGAAAAGAAGGCGUUCGAACAAGCCUUGGAAAGCAUUAAAAACAAGGCAUUGAAGGAGUCCACGAAAAACGACAAGUUAAUAACUAAAUGCAGUGCAAUCGAAAAUCAGAUGGAAAAACAAGAGGAUAUAUUGACUACCAAAGAUAAUCAGAUUAAAGACCUUUGUCACCUACUUUCGAAACAGAAAGAAGCUUUGAGGAAACAAACGAAUGAGUUUGAAAUCCAGAAGCAGCAAGAUGCCUACAUAGCACGGGUGUUGGAAACCAAAACCAAAACAAAGAAAAUGUCCAUCAAAUCCCUCAGUGCUUCGAAGAAACAAUAGUAACAUUAGAAACAUUGAUCGAACCAGCAAAACACUUUGAAAACAAAACUAGAUGUGGCAUACAGAACUAUACCCCUCAGCAAGUAUUUGUCUUCACCUUGAGCUUUAAGACGUGCAGCGAUUAGCUGGGAGUUGAGCAACUGAACUCACGUUGCAGAGAUUUGGGGGCUGUCAUAAUAUUUUUACAGACUUGGUCAGAAGACAUUAAGAAGUACUGCCAGGAUCAUAUACCCGUGGUGGAGAUUGGAUGGAUUCCAGGCAUUUCUACCUUUUGAGUGGCUGUUUUAAGCUGGAAUAGACACUUUGGUCUCAUGUGGAGUCAGUUCGAAGUCUGUGACACUUCCCAUAACUGUCCACAUUCAUUCAUUAUCCAGAAACAAACCUACUUUAGAUACCGGAAUCUUCUGAAUACUUUAUGUAGCUGUCUGACCUGCCCGGGCAGUAUAGAUCAAACCACAGUGCUCCUUUUAGGGCUACUGCAUAUUUUAGCAGUUUCCGUCCAUUCAAUAACGGUUUAAAUUCACCUUGAAGACCAGCGAGGCCUCUUGUUCUGCAUUAAUGAGCAAACCAUUGUGACUGAAGACACAAAUUAAUUUCUAAUAUUUUCCAACCAGCUUACUAUUUUGUAAAAGUUAUCAAGUGUAGCCUAACCAUCUUUGAAUGAUUUUUUUAAAGAUAUUUAUGCGAACAUUUUUUACAUUAAAAAAAAGAUUGGUUCCAGAUCUUAUACAUUUAUCCUCUGUUGCUUUGGAGAUGGAGAUGCAUAACUGGGAUAACUUACGAUGUGCAUACAAGAGCAACACCACCACCAACAACUUG
Callorhinchus milii (elephant shark) is the source of this 1500-nucleotide messenger RNA. Its product is annotated as spermatogenesis-associated protein 24. Gene Ontology annotation, cellular component: cytoplasm; nucleus. The transcript has 6 exons. The record is from RefSeq and is a predicted model, not a curated record. Lineage: Eukaryota; Metazoa; Chordata; Chondrichthyes; Chimaeriformes; Callorhinchidae. Gene Ontology annotation, molecular function: DNA binding. Bases 73 to 681 code for a protein of 202 amino acids.